CUCCUCCUCCCUUCUUAUCUUCCUCCUCCCAGUGACUCACCCCCCUCCUCCUGCCCUUUAUAGCUUCCCUCGGCGACGGCAGCACAGCCACAAUCACAAUCUCCCGUUGAUCAAUUACCUGCUUUCGUUCCUCUCAUCUGAUCUGAUCGGCAUGGCGACCCAGAUGGACGCGUACCUUCUCCUCGGCCGCGCGGCCUGGAUGGCGCCCAAGAUCGCCUACCACGACGAGCAGGACGACGACGACAUCGGCUCCGCCUCAGACUCCGACUCCGAGGCCACGUCCUCCUCCUCCGACCUCGCCGACGACGUCAGCUCCUCCUCCUCAAGCUCCAGCUCCAGCUCCAGCUCCGCCGACGACCUCUUCGAGAUGUCCGCUCUCAUGACGCACCUCCCCAUCAAGAGAGGAUUGUCCAGGUUCUUCGACGGCAAGUCGCAGUCAUUCGCGUCGCUGGCCGCGGUGGGCUCCCUGGAGGACCUGGCCAAGCCGGCCAGGAAGCGCCUCAACCCGUCGCGGAGCUGCGGGGGCGGCCUCGCCGCGCGCCGGGACCGGGUCCUCUCGCCGCGCCGGCACUGCCCCAAGGCCGCCAGGAAGGCGGCUGCCAGGGCCGCGCUCUCGGUGCUCGGCGGCGGCGGAUCGCCCAGGAGGGUGAUCGUCGGCAACGUUCUGCUUGUUAGUUAGGUGCUCGGCUCACGCGGCAAUGCCAACGGCUGUUGGUUCUUCUUUUCCACUGUGUUCCGAGUUCUUUGUGGCAGAAGAGACUGUACUAGAAAUCAACGGCAGAAUUUGGAUGGUUACUUCAGUGGAAAUACCAUGCAACUUCAGCCUAUGAAUUCCCAACUCUCAGUGUGAAUAUUUAUAAACCCACCCAUUUGACGAA
Messenger RNA from Lolium perenne, 878 nucleotides. RefSeq lists its product as uncharacterized. Lineage: Eukaryota; Viridiplantae; Streptophyta; Magnoliopsida; Poales; Poaceae. The record is from RefSeq and is a predicted model, not a curated record.